Molecule: messenger RNA, 1917 nt
Organism: Entamoeba invadens IP1
Lineage: Eukaryota; Evosea; Mastigamoebida; Endamoebidae
Exons: 2
Coding region: 1-1917 (638 amino acids)
Source: RefSeq, a predicted model, not a curated record
AUGAGCGCAUUGGUUCUUUUCUUUGCAAUAUCAACAGCUGAUUUAUUAUGCCAACCCACUUCGAGUCAAUGUUCGACAGGUUUUAAAGUAUUGUAUGGCGAAGGUCCAAUCAAACAAUGCGAUGUCAUAUAUAUUUCUUAUACUUUUAACAUGAAGUAUGCAUGUUCAUUGCAAUUUGAAAGCCUUCCGUUUUUUGAAAUAGAUGGAAAUUACGAUUUAAGUGUUGAUAAGAACAUCAUGUUUAAUAACGGCAUUUCGUUUUUAAUUGAUUCGAAUACAACACUGAGAGGAGUGUCACAAUUUUUUAGUGUUCCAAUUUCACUUUCAGAAGGAUCAUCCGUAGAAAUAUAUAACGAUUUUGCAAUGGAAGAUAUUACGUUUGGUGUGGGUACAAUAACAGUGACUGGGAAUCUGAGAAUAUCAAAUAACAUGAAAAUAGAUAAUGGAGGGGUUUUAAAUGUCAAUGGAAAUGUAAUACUUGAAAAUAAUGCAAUUUUUGAAUGUGAAAAUUGUAUAAUAAAAUGCACAAAUUUUUAUAUGAAAAAGAACACGACUUUCACAUCAAACAAAAAGAGUGUGGUACAAGCAAAAAAGAUAAUUGCAGAAGAAAAAUCUCAGAUGACAUUUUUGUCGACUUCACUGCAAUUUGAAAAAUUGGAAAUUUACAAAAAGUCAUAUUUAAAUUUCUACGACGUCGAAAACUUGAACGGAAAUAUUCAAUGUAUUUUAAUAGCUUCAGAGUCAAAUUUGAUAUUUACAAAUAAAAAUUCGUUUAACGAGUUAAGUUUGACAGUUAAAGAAGGUAGUAAUAUCAUUUUUGAUGGUAUUAGUACAUUAAAUUAUUUGUAUGUAAAUGACUCCAAUGUGACACUUUCAUGUGAAAACAGUUUGACUGUUAAUAAUUUCAUGAUAAGUGGCAAUUCGUUGAUAUCAAUUUAUAACAAUAACGCAUUGAACACAAAAACAAUACAAAUCAAACAGAAUUCUUCAUUCAAAAUCGACUCAAUCGACACUAAUAUAGUGUUUGACACUUUCAAUAUAAAUGAUGAUUCAAAAAUGGUUAUUUACAAUUCACACAAUUAUGAUCAAUACAAUGAAACAGUCAUGUUAAAAGGACAAAUUCAGUUUUUUGGAUCUUCUAUUUUUGAUGUUCAGAAAUAUUCGUCAGUGACUUUGCUUGGCAAACUAAAAUUUUCUGGGUCGUCUUCGUAUACAAUGGCGGGGUGUCUGCAAUCGAAUAAUAACCACUUGGAGAAUGAUAAUACUAUUAUGUUUGUUGACAAUUCAACACUUCUCCUAUAUGUAAACGCAACUAUUAAAAUGGUCAAUUCUAUUGUCUUCUUAGACUCCGUGAAAAUAUUUUUUAACAACAACGUUUACAUUGAAACCAACACGUUUUACUGUUACAUUUCAUCAAAAGUGUAUUUUGAAAAUGACUCCCACGUUGAGUUGUAUAGCAGACUCUCCUUCUUUAACGUGUCAUCAACGCAUUAUUUAAACAACAUCACCAUGUUUAUCGAUUUUCCCAAAUACAUCCAGAUGACUUCUCUUCAUAUUGUUUGUUAUCAUUUCGAGAUGACUCCACUGUUGAAUAUAGUUCGAGUGUCUUUCUUCAUGUCAAUUCGUGUGUCGAAUUUUUCAAUAGCACCACUGCAAUAUUUCCAAUUGGUUCACAUUUUGAAAUUCAGAAUGGGAUUUAUUUCUUCGAUUCGAACUCAGCUUCAAAACUCAAUGUCAGCAUUGAGAGCGGGGCUGUAUUUUAUUUAUAUGGUAAACAGUACAUCCCAAGUAAUUGCAUGGAUUUUUAUCAUACCGAUAAUGAUAUACGCAGGUGUUGGGGGUUUUAUAUUGGGAAGUAUGCUACAAUGCAUAUAUACAACGCCACUGUUUAUAAAAAUCCAAUUUUCACGCUGUUGA